Molecule: messenger RNA, 324 nt
Organism: Laccaria bicolor S238N-H82
Lineage: Eukaryota; Fungi; Basidiomycota; Agaricomycetes; Agaricales; Hydnangiaceae
Exons: 2
Coding region: 1-324 (107 amino acids)
Source: RefSeq, a predicted model, not a curated record
AUGGCUGUGGCUGAUGAUUCGUCGGGUUCAACAUACAUGGAACAAGUAUAUCGGGUGAAUUGGCUCAGAGCAAAAGCUCAAUAUGACCGGUGGUCAGAAGAGCAUACCUUGAUCCCAAACGAAAUGAACUGGACCCGCCUCUAUUUCAUCAACAAAGCAAGGGAGUGGGCUGGGCUGAGGGACUUGGUGCCAGACAAGCUGGGACAUGUAUGCUUUGCCGAGGGGCAAAUCAGUAUGUGGAAAGAACUGGCCUUCCAGGCCACCAAAGAAUUUAUAAAUGCCGGGGUCAUGUGCGAGGCCAUUGCAUUACCUAAUCCUAGUUGA